This is a messenger RNA of Trypanosoma cruzi, 795 nucleotides long. RefSeq lists its product as uncharacterized. The record is from RefSeq and is a predicted model, not a curated record. The transcript has a single exon. Lineage: Eukaryota; Euglenozoa; Kinetoplastea; Trypanosomatida; Trypanosomatidae. Bases 1 to 795 code for a protein of 264 amino acids.
AUGUCGUGGUCCACACGCUGCUUUUACGGGCCGCUUCACGAGGUGGCCGACCCUCUUGUUUUGCGACGUGUGAUGAUGCGAUUUUGGAGCCCGUUCUGCCGUGGGUUUGUUGGGCCGGAUCUCCACACAUACGACUUUAAGAAAGUUUUUGACAGCAUUCGAACCAGUGAUAGUGACUUUACGUGUCAGGUAAACGGCCGAGUGGGUAACGCCAGACUGAUUGAGGAUUUCUUUCUUUUUGUCCUUUGUGGUUUUGACUUUCUUGAUGUGAAGUUGGAGAAAUCAUCCACGGCGGAUGUGGCAAGUGACCCGUGCAAUUUCAGGGGCACCUACACGCUGGCGCACACUCGGCCAUUCUUGGGAUGGAUCCCUCCACGCGCGGCACACAGCCUGGGGACAGCACCAACUGACAGUAAGCCUGAUGUAUGCAAAGAUAAAAAUGUCGACGCCUCCGGGAGCGCAGAACAAACCUCUGAGGAAAAGUUGAUGGUUUCUUCAACAAGAUUAAGUGUGGAGCGGCAGACGCGUCUGCUGAAGGUUCCAUUUUCAGCUCGAAUGGAGGGGUCUGAAAGCGGUAUCUCUCACAUUAUCCUUCGUUCUCCCGUGGUCGAUGUGAUCAUGGGCAGUCACGAUUGCCCUGCCACCCUGCAGAGUUGUCUUAAAAAUGAAGAAGCACUUAAGGCUGUUGUUACUCUCCGUCGCGCAAAUGUGCGACCGGAGCUGAUCACUGACAAGACACUACUUGAAAUCACCGACAAAAAGGAAUCCUGGGCCUCCGCGUUAGGCAUUCUCUAG